GUCCCAUAAUGAAACCAAGACAACAUCAUUUGAUUUUCCCGAAAGAUCAAGCAUGGCGGGCGAGACCAAGAGCUUGAGCGGCAUGCAGCGUCGUGCGGCUGGGUGAGUCACGGGUGGACGCAUAUGACAGCAGAAGGAUCUUUGUAGCUGACGUUGGAGUUAUUGUCUUCAGCAACCGCGCGCACAACCGCAUGGUGAUCCAGAAGCUGGUCGUUUUUUCGAUCCUAAUGGUAGUGGUCCCCUUGACCACGUUUUACGGUGUGCGCAGCUUAUUCAGGCCAGGAGCACCAUACGCGGAUGCAUGGGGUGGGUUUACGGCUGUGCUCUCAGUAAAUAUCGUGAUUGGACUCUACAUUUUGUCGGCAUGGAAGGAGGACGACGGAAAGGAGAUGACCCCACCAGUGGGGCGGUUCGCCAAGGCGAAGGAGCAAUAGUCGUAGCUAGUUAUCGUGUUUUUUUUUUUGUUUGGCAAAGAAUACAGCGUCACUCGAAAUGCAAAACCACACGAAAGCAAGCUGCGAUGUGAUGAUCAUUGCAAUAGAUUACAACAACGUUUCAGUCGUAUUCGCGUGGCAUCAAAGCAUCUACUGCGUAUUUUCAUUGCUGAAGCACUAGGCCA
Messenger RNA from Phytophthora nicotianae INRA-310, 619 nucleotides. RefSeq lists its product as hypothetical. The record is from RefSeq and is a predicted model, not a curated record. Gene Ontology annotation, biological process: vacuolar proton-transporting V-type ATPase complex assembly. NCBI's taxonomy places the organism in Eukaryota, Oomycota, Peronosporomycetes, Peronosporales, Peronosporaceae. Bases 192 to 434 code for a protein of 80 amino acids. Gene Ontology annotation, cellular component: endoplasmic reticulum membrane. The transcript is spliced from 3 exons.